Molecule: messenger RNA, 2744 nt
Organism: Pollicipes pollicipes
Lineage: Eukaryota; Metazoa; Arthropoda; Thecostraca; Pollicipedomorpha; Pollicipedidae
Product: putative nuclear hormone receptor HR3
Exons: 10
Coding region: 36-1733 (565 amino acids)
Biological process (GO): regulation of transcription by RNA polymerase II
Cellular component (GO): nucleus
Molecular function (GO): RNA polymerase II cis-regulatory region sequence-specific DNA binding; nuclear receptor activity; zinc ion binding
Source: RefSeq, a predicted model, not a curated record
GUUCGGUGUCUCCCGCGUCGUGACCAAGUCUCGCCAUGCACUCGGUGGGUCAGCCAGUGGCGCAGGACGAGAUGGACGAGCUGCUGCUCGAGCUCGGGCUGGCCGCCCAGCAGGUGGCGCAGCUGAAACAGGGCGAGGCGCAGCUCGAGAUGGCCGACCUCGAGCCGGCCAGCUCGGCGGCCGACGCUGCGCCGCUGGUCGUCGACCGGCGGUCUCCGGAGCCUGGCGCUGACGCGGCGCCGGUGCCUCGCGCGGUACCCCGCGCCGGGGCCGUGCAGGUGCGAGUCUCUCCGGCGUGCUCCACGGUCCCCCGAGAGGGUGCGCGGCCGUCCAAGUCCAAGGAGAAGAAGAGCCCCGCGGUCCGUGUCCAGUAUAACAGAGCGCAAAUUGAGAUUAUACCGUGCAAAGUGUGCGGGGACAAGUCAUCCGGCGUGCACUAUGGCGUGAUCACGUGCGAAGGCUGCAAGGGCUUCUUCCGCCGCUCGCAGUCAGGCAUAGUGAACUACCAGUGUCCGCGACAGAAGAACUGCGUCGUCGACAGGAUCAACCGCAACCGCUGCCAGUACUGCCGGCUGCAGAAGUGCCUGGCCCUGGGCAUGUCUCGUGACGCCGUCAAGUUCGGUCGCAUGUCCAAGAAGCAGCGGGAGAAGGUGGAGGACGAGGUGCGCUUCUACCGCGGUAAGAUGGUGUUGGCGGCUGAGGGCUCGUCGCCCGACUCGUCCGUCUACCCGGACGGCCACCAGAUGCCGUCGUCGUCGCAGGACCCCAUCGGAGCGUACAGCAACUAUCAACCGUACACGGGCCCCAGCGAGCUGUCGGGCCAGUACCAGCCCAGCGGCUACCCGUCGCCGUUCCCGUUCUCGAUGGACGACGGCGUCGACUCGACCACGCCCUCCUGGCAGUCGCCGAUCGAGGCCAUGUCGAGCAGCCAGCAGCUGCCCGGCGCCGGCCUCAUAGGCGCAUUCGCCGGCUCAGAUCCGUCCCGCCUUUCGUACCUGCUGGCCGAGACGGUGACCGAAGCGCACAGGAAAACGCUGCUCUUCUCGAGCGAGUACAUCCAGGACAUGCUCAGGAAGCCCCAGGAUCUCAUUAAACUCUCCUACUUCAGUAAACUGAGUCACGAGGACCUGAUGAUGGACGCUGCCCAGAAGGUCACCUCCCAAAUCCAGAACAUCAUCGAGUUCGCGAAAGCGCUGCCGGGCUUCAUGGACUACCCGGAGACGGACAAGAUCACCCUCUUGAAAGCAGGCGCGUUCGAGCUGACUGUGCUGCGGAUGUCGCGGUACUUCGACCCGGCCCAGUCGGUCGUGCUGUACGGCGACACGGUGAUGCGGAUGGACUUCUUCCUGUCGGGCGACACGAUGGAGAUGAAGCUGGUGACGGAGGUGUUCGAGUUGGCGCGCGCGCUGGCCGAGCUGAAGCUGACGGAGACGGAGCUGGCGCUGUUCUCCGCCUUCUGCCUGGUCUCGCCAGAUCGGCCCGGCCUGUCCUGCCUGGACAGUGUGCAGCACCUGAAUCAGGAGCUGCUGAAGGCGCUUCGCAUCAUGCUGGAGCGCUCGCACCCGACGCCGGUCAAGGGCGACGUAUCCGCCUACCAGCUGCUGGUGUCGAAGGUCCCCAGUCUCAGGGAGAUUUCGUCCACCUACUUUGAAGUGAUCGCAAACUUCAAGCGGCUGGCGCCUCACCUGGAGUUUCCGGCCCUUCACAAAGAGCUGUUCUCAGUCGUCAGCUGAACGAAAGUGUGCGGCUGCACCGGCGCCGUAGGAACGCGAAACCCACCGGUGGCUCGACGCCGCCGCCGCCACGCUUAAACCCGGCGAUCGCCGGCUCCUCGGUGAAACAGGGGCCUAUGCGAGGAUCUGACGGCCUCCAGAGGGCCCCGAAGGCCCCGGCAGCCGACGCGGGCUCUGCAGUCCCGGGCGGGUGGAGGCCGCUCGCGCCUCUGGCGGCGAUUAGACGGACUAUUUAUUGACGUGUGUGUGUGUUGUACAUUUAUACAUAAAAGUAGUACGCUGUACGCUGGUGUCGGGUGGUCCGUGUUGUGCGCGCGUGCCGCGAGGGACGGCGACUCGUUCUGUUUGUUGGCGCCCGUCACCCUGCGAGGGCUCGUGCCUCUGUACAGAGACGGGGGCAAGCCGUACUUCCGCACCCUGGCGGCAGGAGCCGCAAUCACUGUUGACGAAGACGUGGCGUCGAUGCGUGCGCAUAAUGUCACAAACAAGUUACCUUUAGUGACUGAGCUGUAAAAAUACCGGUACAUCUGUCAUUGUUAUUGUUAAAAGUACAAAUUGUUUAGCCAUGCUAUCAAAUGGCAUGGCCGCCCUGCCGUUCCCGGCCGCUCCGAAAUGGGGCUAAAAAUUACAUUGAAAGCUGUCCCGUGCGACGAUUGUAAACGGUUUUGCCUCGCGUGUCCUGAGCUGCGUGUGCUGGGUGUUGUCACAUGGUAUGGAAUGUGCAGGUGUAUCAUUGUCUACAUUUGUAAGCUGUGUCAUGUCGGCAUGAACGUUCGAGUCUUGCGCCUUGUUCGUCAUUCUCAUAUCGCUUCAUGUUCCGGGCGCUCCUGGUAGGCUGCUCGCACGCAGAGGACAAUGCCAGAUGUCUCGUUUUAUGGUAUGACUACCGAGCUGUCUCCCGUCGCAGCAAGCGUAGCAGCAUUUCUUAAAAGAAUCGGUAUUUUGUAAGCGCUACAUUUGACAAGCUUUUGUGCGAAGUAACAGAUGAAUGAAUAUACGGAUCACAAAAUA